UGCCGGGGAGGUAGCCGCGGCCGCCGGACGCGAAGGGCUGAGGCUUCCCCGCCGCCCGGGCCGGGGAUGGGGAACGUGGAGAGCGCGGACGGGGAGCCGCUGCCCCGGGGCCCGGGCGGAGCCCCCCUGGGGGGGUCCGGGCUGCUGCAGCCGGGGAAGAUGCCGAUGCCGGAGCCCUGCGAGCUGGAGGAGAGGUUCGCCCUGGUGCUGAGCUCCAUGAACCUCCCGCCUGACAAAGCCCGGCUCCUGCGCCAGUACGACAACGAGAAGAAAUGGGACCUGAUCUGCGACCAGGAGAGGUUCCAGGUGAAGAACCCUCCCCAUACCUACAUCCAGAAACUGCAGACCUUCCUGGACCCUGGCAUGACUAGGAAGAAGUUCAGACGGAGGGUGCAGGAAUCGACCAAAGUGCUGCGGGAGCUGGAGAUCUCCUUGAGGACCAACCACAUCGGGUGGGUUCGGGAGUUUCUCAAUGACGAGAACAAAGGCCUGGACGUCUUGGUGGAGUAUCUCUCCUUCGCGCAGUGUGCUGUGAUGUUUGAUUUUGAGGGUCUGGAAAGUGGUGAGGACGGCGCGCUAGAAAAGCUGAAAUCCUGGAGCAGAUCCAUCGAGGAUCUGCAGCACCCCAUAACCCUGUCUGCCCCCUUCACCAACAGCCUCGCCCGCUCUGCGCGCCCGUCCGCCCUACGCUGCAGCACCUUGCCCAGCAGGAAGGCGUUGAAGAACUCGCGGCUGGUGAGCCAAAAGGACGACGUCCAUGUUUGCAUCAUGUGCCUGCGGGCCAUCAUGAACUACCAGUACGGAUUCAACCUGGUGAUGUCCCAUCCCCACGCCGUCAAUGAGAUAGCGCUCAGCCUGAAUAACAAGAACCCCAGGACCAAGGCCCUGGUGCUGGAGCUGCUGGCGGCUGUCUGCCUGGUGAGGGGAGGCCACGAAAUCAUUCUCGCUGCCUUUGACAACUUCAAAGAGGUCUGCAAAGAGACGCACCGCUUUGAGAAGCUCAUGGACUAUUUCCGGAACGAGGACAGCAGCAUCGAUUUCAUGGUGGCCUGCAUGCAGUUCAUCAACAUCGUGGUGCACUCGGUGGAGGACAUGAAUUUCCGGGUGCACCUGCAGUACGAAUUCACCAAGCUGGGCCUGGAGGAGUUCCUGCAGAAGUCGCGGCACACGGAGAGCGAGAAGCUACAGGUGCAGAUCCAGGCCUACCUGGACAACGUCUUUGACGUGGGGGGGCUGCUGGAGGAUGCGGAGACCAAGAACGUGGCGCUGGAGAAAGUGGAGGAGCUGGAGGAGCACGUAUCCCACUUGACGGAGAAGCUGCUGGAUCUGGAGAACGAGAACGUGAUGCGUGUGGCGGAACUGGAGAAGCAGCUGAUACAGCGAGAGAAAGAGCUGGAGCUGGUCAAGGAGACCUUCGAGAGCACGACUCACCAGGUGCACACGCUGCGCAGGAUCAUCAAGGAGAAGGAGGCGGCUCUCCGGCACCACUGCGGCUCCUGCCAGCCCGGGGAGCCGGGGGGUGACCCGCUGCCGCCCCUGGAGGGCAAAGGGGACAUCCCCGACUACGACAUCGGCCUCCCGGUCUUGCCUCCCGUGGAGGCAGCCCCCCCUCCCCCGCCUCCCCCUCCCCCUGUGCCCCCACCGGCCCCACCACUGCCAGACAAGUGCCCCCCUGCGCCCCCACUGCCUGGGGCCUCGCCCUCCGUCGUCCUCACUAUGGGGUUGUCAGCCAUCCGGAUAAAGAAGCCCAUCAAGACCAAGUUUCGCCUGCCCGUCUUUAACUGGACGGCGCUGAAACCCAACCAGAUCAGCGGCACUGUCUUCAGUGAGCUGGACGACGAGAGGAUCCUGCAGGACCUGGACCUGGACAAGUUCGAGGAGCUCUUCAAAACCAAAGCUCAGGGCCCUGCCGUGGACCUGGUCUGCGCCAAGAGCAAGGCCUCGCACAAGGCGGCCAGCAAGGUGUCGCUGCUGGAGGCCAACCGGGCCAAGAACCUGGCCAUCACGCUGCGCAAGGCGGGCCGCAGCGCCGAGGAGAUCUGCAGAGCCAUCCACAUCUUUGACCUGCAGACGCUGCCGGUGGACUUCGUGGAGUGCCUGAUGCGGGUCCUGCCGACGGAGGCGGAGGUGAAGCUGCUGCGGCAGUACGAGAAGGAGCGCAAGCCGCUGGAGGAGCUGGCGGACGAGGACCGGUUCAUGCUGCAUUUCAGCAAGGUGGAGCGCCUGGCGCAGCGCAUGGCCAUCAUGGCCUUUCUGGGCAACUUCCACGAGAACCUCCAGAUGCUGACGCCGCAACUCAACGCCGUCAUCGCAGCCGCGGCCUCUGUCAAGGCGUCUCAGAAGCUGAAGCACGUGCUGGAGAUUAUCCUGGCCCUCGGCAACUACAUGAACAGCAGCAAACGCGGCUGUGUCUAUGGCUUCAAGCUGCAGAGUCUGGACCUGCUGCUGGACACCAAGUCGACAGACCGGAAGCUGACGCUGCUGCACUUCAUCGCGCUGACCGUGCGGGAGAAGUACCCGGACUUGGCCACCUUCUGGCAGGAGCUGCACUUCGUGGAGAAGGCAGCAUCAGUGUCCCUGGAGAACGUGCUGCUGGACGUGAAGGAACUGGGGCGCGGCAUGGACCUGAUCCGGCGCGAGUGCAGCAUUCAUGACAACAGCGUCCUGCGCAACUUCCUGAGCACCAGCGAGGGCCGGCUGGAGAAGCUGCAGAAGGACGCCAAGACGGCGGAGGACGCCUACAACAUGGUCGUGCGCUAUUUCGGCGAGAGCCCCAAGACGAUGCCCCCCUCUGUGUUCUUCCCCGUCUUCGUCCGCUUCAUCCACUCCUACAAGGACGCGGAGCAGGAGAACGAGCAGCGGAAGAAGCAGGAGGCAGUGUUGCGGGAGAAGAUGCUGGCUCAGGAGGCCAAGAAGCUGGAGAAGCGGAACAAGUGGCAGCAGCAGGAGCUGAUCGCGGAGCUGCGCCGGCGCCAGGCCAAGGAGCACCGGCCCGUCUACGAGGGCAAGGACGGGACCAUCGAGGACAUCAUCACAGACCUUCACUCCCAGCCGCUCAGACGGGCCAACACCGCCAGCCGGAGCCUGGACCCCAGGGGCCUCUGUCCUGCUCCUCCCGCCCCCUGCCCCAACUCCGCACUGAAGGACCAAAGGGACCUUGGGCGAGGCUGGCUCUGUGCCUUGGGAAGUGCCUUAGAGCGACAGUAUUAGCGAGGGCCGAGGGCCUGCACCUCUGGGGCAAAGAAGCUCCACUUCGGCAGGGGCAGGGUCGGCGUCUGCACCGGCACCGUUGGAAGGACAGUGGCAGAUGCAGCAACCCCUGGCGCUCUGGUUCCAGCAGCCGUGACCCUGGGUGUGGGGCCCCCUCCUUGCCUUGUGGCCCUGUGUUCUGAGUCUUGGGGGGCAGGGUUAGACCAAGCCCCACCGGGUCUCGAGCCAGCGCAGCCGCUGCAGGGAGGCUGUGGCCCAGGUACCGGCUAGCCCCCUCCCUGCCUUGUUCCCAGCCGCUCGGAAACGUUCCAGCCCUAGGCAGCAGCUGGACCCCCGUGGCUGCUCUGGCCUUCCCCAGGCACAACGCCCUCUGGAAAGCCAAGGCCUGACCACCAGCCUCACCUGGGGCUACACCAGAACCAGGCUCCGGGCCCCUUGCACUUCCCAUGGGGCGAUUUCCCAUUGCUGGCCCUGUGCAACACAUGAGGGGCACCAGGGCUGGGUACGGCUGACACUGGCCACGUGCCCGGCCCAGCACAGCAUGGGGUGGAUCCGGUAAUGCUGUGUCCGGGGCCAGGAACCACUGGGACAUGGGGCCUUUCCUAAACCCAAAAGCCUUCCUCCCCCUCUAGGCCAGCCUGGCCUGCUGUGUCCUCCAAGGGCAGACGUGUCCCAGCUGGGGUGGAGGCCAGGAUCCUGCAGGGAGUUGGGUACCACCUUCCACUGCAAUUUGGGCCUGAAUUAGCCUCACCCCCAAUGCUGGUGUAACACCAUCCAAGCUAGGGCCUGAGCCUCCAGUGCCACCAGAGGUUCCCCCAACCUGGCCUCCCUGGUAAUGGCCGUGAUGCCUCCUCCUUGCCGUGCCAGGCUGUAGCACCCCCAAGGCCUGUCCUUAAAGGUGGGAUGGGGCCUGGUGUGACCUGCUCCCAUUCUCAGCCAGGGCCUGCCCUGACAAACAGUGUUGUUCUCUUCCGUAAGGAAAAAGCCAGACCAACUGCUAAGUGCAGUGGACCCUGACGUACCCUGCACACGGCCUUCGCGCCUGUCUCCUUGGCAAAACAACGGCUGCAAUCAGCCUUCUCUGCUCCAACUCGCUGGGGUCUGCCACGCCUGGUGCCUCUCUGCUCUGACCUGGACCUGGGCAAACGCUGACACCCCUCACCCCCAGGAGAGGCUCGUGCGGGGAACUGCCACACCCUGGCCCACAGCCAGUGCAAGGGGGAGGGCUGGCUGCAGGGCCCCUUGCACUUUGGUGGGACAUGUCAGUGAAAUGCCCCAGUGGACCCCGGUCCAAACACAAUCAGUUGAGCAUUUGGGGUGUGAAAAAAGUCAAUGAUUUUGGGAUGGGAACAUGUCCCUACAGUGGCAAACCAGUUUCAGCUCCAGCUUGGUGGUGGUGGGGGGGGCAUGUAAACACGCUGGCAACAGUGUUAGUGGGCCUUGGAGCACACAUGCUGUGGCAGCCACUAAACCAAAGAUGCUGUCACAGCCGUGGCAGAAGGCCCCAGCAGCUGGGCCGUGCCCUGCCUGGAAGAGCGCCUAAUCCACGUGUUAGCCCUCUUCUGCAGCCAGGGGUAUGGGAGGCCGUCCCGACCCCGUAAGGGAGCUGCACGGGGAAUCAGCCUCUUCCCACCCUGGGCCCGUUAUUUUUCAGAGCAGACCAGCACUUUACCCCCCGCACUCCCUGGGCAUUUAGCUCCUGCCCCGACGCCUGGGGCUGCACAAACACUAUUGGAACGAAAGGGACCAAGGCCCAGGCCAUGGCUGCAGUGGGGCCACUGCCCGCCCCCACAUCACCGACAUGGCUGCCCGAUUGUUUACAGCGUCGCCGUUGUCGCUCUGUAGCUAGCUGUGACUUUUUGUACAUGUGAAAUAUACUGACUGUUUAUGCA
Dermochelys coriacea (leatherback sea turtle) is the source of this 5102-nucleotide messenger RNA. It is a transcript of the gene FMNL3, whose product is annotated as formin like 3. Gene Ontology annotation, cellular component: cytosol. The transcript is spliced from 26 exons. Gene Ontology annotation, biological process: cell migration; cortical actin cytoskeleton organization; regulation of cell shape. Bases 67 to 3210 code for a protein of 1047 amino acids. The record is from RefSeq and is a predicted model, not a curated record. Gene Ontology annotation, molecular function: small GTPase binding; actin filament binding. NCBI's taxonomy places the organism in Eukaryota, Metazoa, Chordata, Testudines, Dermochelyidae.